UGCGCUGCGCAGGAUAUCCGCCAUUUUCUUCCCCUCCGCGGAACCGAGUAGAAGCGUCGAACCGAUCUCUCUCUCUCUCUCUCUGUCACCGGGCUUUAGAUAGAGAUGCCGGCCCAUCCGCUGCGUGUCGCGGUCGUGUGCUCCAGCAACCAGAACCGCAGCAUGGAAGCGCACAACAUCCUGAGCAAGCGAGGGUUCGAUGUGCGUUCCUUUGGCACAGGAACACAUGUGAAGCUCCCAGGACCCGCGCCGGACAAACCCAACAUCUACGACUUCAAAACCACCUACGAGCAGAUGUACAACGACCUGGUGCGGAAAGACAAGGAGCUAUACACUCAGAACGGGAUCCUGCACAUGCUGGACCGCAACAAGCGCAUUAAGACACAGCCCGAGCGCUUCCAGAGCUGCAAAGAGCAGUUUGACCUGGUGAUCACGUGUGAGGAGCGUGUGUACGACCAGGUGCUGGAGGACCUGAACUCACGCGAGCAGGAGACCUUUCAGCCCGUGCACGUCAUCAACGUGGACAUCCAGGACAACCACGAGGAGGCAACUCUGGGAGCGUUCCUCAUCUGUGAGCUCUGCCAGUGUAUCCAGCACACUGAUGACAUGGAGAACGAGAUGGAUGAACUUCUGCAGGAGUUUGAGGAGAAGAGCCACCGGCCGUUCCUUCACACCGUCUGCUUCUACUGACCGUUGCCAUGGCAGCAGCGUAGCGGCGCAACCGCGCGCUCAUUUACACGCAGAAACUCUGACGCGACACGCACAUCCAGCUGGUCAGGACUGCAACCCUGUCGCUGGCAGUCGUGCGUUUCUCUGUCUCUCUUAUUCUGUCUACAGCUUAACCUCAGAAGGAAAGAUGGUCACCGCGGCUCAACGCUAACUCUGACGCAACGCCUGAGGUUACGAUGAGCGUGCGUAGACUUCGAAUGCUGAAUCCUGCUGUAAAUGGAACUGAAGAUCAUUCAGAGAGACCGAAACGGUUCUAGAGUAAAACUAGCGCUGUCGCGAGAACCUGGUUUUGCGACAAACUCGUUAGCGAAGAAACCCUACAGUUAUUAGUAAGGGUUUUCCUGCGUCUAACGGGUCUGUUCCAGCUGGACACUGACUUUAUCUGAUCACAUGGUUAGAAAUGUUUUAUUUAGAUGAUGUAAUGUUUCAGAACUCUGGCAGACGGGAUCUCAUGAAUUUAUUUCGUCAUUAUUUAAACAUGGGAUUUGAUACCUGAGCCCUGAGGAAAUUUUGUUUUUCUUUAAUUUUGUGAAUGAUAAGAUGAUUCUGUACAUGAAGCAGCCCAGAGUGCCUGAAAAUAUUCUUGUAAAUAUUGCUCUAUGAUUGAAUGAAUAAAGCGUCAAUGAAUAUCA
Messenger RNA from Carassius carassius (crucian carp), 1361 nucleotides. It is a transcript of the gene ssu72, whose product is annotated as SSU72 homolog, RNA polymerase II CTD phosphatase. Gene Ontology annotation, cellular component: nucleus; mRNA cleavage and polyadenylation specificity factor complex. NCBI's taxonomy places the organism in Eukaryota, Metazoa, Chordata, Actinopteri, Cypriniformes, Cyprinidae. Gene Ontology annotation, molecular function: RNA polymerase II CTD heptapeptide repeat phosphatase activity. The record is from RefSeq and is a predicted model, not a curated record. The transcript has 5 exons. Bases 106 to 690 code for a protein of 194 amino acids. Gene Ontology annotation, biological process: termination of RNA polymerase II transcription.